Molecule: messenger RNA, 1505 nt
Organism: Colossoma macropomum (tambaqui)
Lineage: Eukaryota; Metazoa; Chordata; Actinopteri; Characiformes; Serrasalmidae
Gene: en1a
Product: engrailed homeobox 1a
Exons: 2
Coding region: 351-1028 (225 amino acids)
Biological process (GO): multicellular organism development; regulation of transcription by RNA polymerase II; neuron differentiation
Cellular component (GO): nucleus
Molecular function (GO): RNA polymerase II cis-regulatory region sequence-specific DNA binding; DNA-binding transcription factor activity, RNA polymerase II-specific
Source: RefSeq, a predicted model, not a curated record
AGAGAGAGAGAGAGAGAGAGAGAGAGACCGUGCGCAAACAGAUACCCCGACACACCAGCGUGUCAUAAAUCGUGGGCCGUGCACCAUGCGCCGUCAGUUCUGACACAACACGGACUGUGAGCCCCCCUCUCUCUCUGUCUCUCUCUGUGUCUCUCUCUCCAGUCACUGCCACUCUGGCGCACGUUUUAUAAAAACAUGCGCCUCGUUGCAUGGAGGGGAUUUGCGUGCCGCAUUAGAUAACGCUUCUCCACGCCUUUAUGCUCCGUCGCGGUGGGGCACGAGCACGUUUACCACCCCCAUAAACCCCCAACACCAGCCCCAGCGUGCUCCUGAAGAACAGUGCUGUGGGGAUGGAAGAGCGGCACGAGCCCGAGAGCCCGGAUCCGAGUGAGCCGGUGCAGCUCCCGCACAGGACCACCAACUUUUUCAUCGACGACAUCCUCCGGCCGGACUUCGGCUGCAGGAAAGAGCGCCAAGCGGGCACGGGCGGGCAGCAGGCUCGCGCGCCCGCUGACAGACCCACGCUGCCCGGGACUCCGGAUUCUGAGUGCUGCGCCGACAGCGUGUCCUCCUCUUCCUCUUCUUCCUCCUCCUCCACAGUGUCCUCACCUCCGCCUAAAGCAGGUGGAGAAGCGGCGGUCGGUAAGGAGCGCCAGCCGCUGCUCUGGCCUGCCUGGGUUUACUGCACCAGAUACUCGGACAGACCUUCAUCUGGCCCGAGGACCCGGAAACUGAAGAAGAAGAAGAGCCAGGCGGAGGAUAAGCGACCCAGAACGGCGUUUACGGCCGAGCAGCUGCAGAGACUGAAAACCGAGUUUCAGUUGAACCGUUACAUCUCGGAGCAGCGGCGGCAGACGCUCGCGCAGGAACUCAACCUGAACGAGUCUCAGAUUAAGAUCUGGUUUCAGAACAAACGCGCCAAAAUCAAAAAGGCGAGCGGCUCUAAGAACUCUCUGGCGCUGCAGCUGAUGGCGCAGGGCCUGUACAACCAUUCCACCACCACCGUCCAGGAGGAGAACAGCGACUGAGGGCCAGAGGACAACAGGAGACAAUCGGGUGCUGAUUAAAACGUGAGAAAAGGCUGGACAGCAACAUGUGCGAAAAGCGGACUCACAGCAAAUCCUCACCUUCCGGACCUUUUUAUUCUAAUAUAACAUCUACACCAGUAUUAUGUCGGUCAGGCGGACUGGACCUCUGGACUGUUUAUUUCUCUUUUUGUCUUUCUUCUUUUAGGCCUAUAGUUAAGCCAGUAGUGACAGAAGUUACACUAAUUAUGUUUUUUCUUCUGAAACUCAGUGUGUCUGACAGCCUCAUACCAAAGAUUUUACCAGAUGAGAAUAUAUGUAGGAUAUAGACUGAACCCCCGGUGUUUUGGCACAUGAAAUGGAAAACUGUUAUUUCUGCACAGGCUCGGUAUCAGUGAGCAGCCUCACUAUCAGAAAGCAUAUUAUUCUACUUGAGGUAUUCACAUCUAUUAUGUCCAAAUAAACUUUUUAUAGCAGAAA